ACUACAAGCCUGUGCAAGGUAGCUUGCUUAGAUAGAGAAAUGCUAUGUGUCUUACGUGUGAUUUACCUUUAAUAACAUGUUGGAGCUUCUAAAUGCGUUCCAUGUUCUUUUCUUUGACUCUAUGAACUCUAAUUCUCUCCUUGUCGAUGUGAAUGAAGUUGGUGUAAACAGAAGCCACAUCUCAGGAAAUGCAGACUGGGGUCCCACUAAAUGAAACAUGUAAUCUUCAAGUUUGGAAACUAGAGAUCUCCGACAAAAGCAAAGGGUUUGUAGAGCUACUGCAGCAACUGACAGUUUGCGAUGCUAUCUCCGAUGAGGAUUUCCAAAAGCGGUUUCAAGAGCUCAGCUCUCUAGGCGAUGACCAUGUGAUUUGUGUGAUAGAGGAUACUAGUCGUGGAAAGAUAGUCACUACUGGAAGUGUGUUCAUCGAGAAGAAGUUUAUAAGGAACUGCCGCAAGGUUAGCCAUAUUGAAGACGUGGUCGUUGGUUGUGAUUCCAGGGGGAUGCAAUUAGGGAAGAAGGUUCUUUCUUUUCUCACCGAUCAUGCCCAGUUUGUGGGUUGCUAUAAGGUGAUUCUUGACUGCAGCAAUGAGAAUAAAGCAUUCUAUGAGAAGUGUGGCUACAAGCGAAAAGAAAUUCAGAUGGUUAAGUAUUUCAUCUAAGAAAUUACCCAGUUUGUUCGGUUAUAAGGAAGCAAUCCGUGUCUAACCUCAUUUUAAGUUCAUUUUUCUCAGUAAUCUCUCCCCGGAGUUUCGAUCA
This is a messenger RNA of Rhodamnia argentea, 759 nucleotides long. Its product is annotated as glucosamine 6-phosphate N-acetyltransferase-like. Gene Ontology annotation, cellular component: endoplasmic reticulum; Golgi apparatus; endoplasmic reticulum-Golgi intermediate compartment. Gene Ontology annotation, molecular function: monosaccharide binding; glucosamine 6-phosphate N-acetyltransferase activity. The record is from RefSeq and is a predicted model, not a curated record. Lineage: Eukaryota; Viridiplantae; Streptophyta; Magnoliopsida; Myrtales; Myrtaceae. The transcript has a single exon. Gene Ontology annotation, biological process: UDP-N-acetylglucosamine biosynthetic process. The coding region runs from base 189 to 662 and encodes 157 amino acids.